Globicephala melas (long-finned pilot whale) is the source of this 2525-nucleotide messenger RNA. RefSeq names its product Epstein-Barr virus induced 3 (gene EBI3). Gene Ontology annotation, molecular function: protein binding; cytokine receptor activity. The record is from RefSeq and is a predicted model, not a curated record. NCBI's taxonomy places the organism in Eukaryota, Metazoa, Chordata, Mammalia, Artiodactyla, Delphinidae. Gene Ontology annotation, cellular component: membrane.
GCCAUGGCCCCAAGACUUGUCCUCACCCUCACCUUCUGGGUGGGUUGCUCACUUUGCUGCUGGAGAGAAGGUACGUGGGGACCCGGGGAGGGUAGGGGGAGCCAGGGCAGAGGGACACUCUCUGAGGACUGGACUUUGUCUGCCGUGGAACAUCCUGGGUGGGGUGGGAGCUCACACACCUUCUGUAUGACCACUGAUGGGAGGGGGUUACCAUCCCAUUGCAUGGGUGGGGGAAACUGAGGCACAGAGAGGGCAAGAGCUACCCCAAAGGGACCGGGAAGUGGCAGCCACAGCCUGGAGGAAGGAAGGGUGAGAGAGAAAGAAAUUUUAAUUGUAUCCAUUCAUUUCAUGUGAUUCAAAACAAAACCAUCACAAAGAGGGGGUCCGGUAAAGCAUCUCCCUCCCCCCAGAAAUCCCCGCCAACCCUAGGUCCCCUCUGUGGGUCCGUCAACCUCAGUUUCCCCAUCUGGAAAAUGGGCUAAUAGUUCCUGCUUUGGUGGGUUGUAGCGAGAGUGAGAGGUGAUGCAGGUGCCUUUCAUUCAUGCACUCAUUUAUUCCACAAACCUCUAUUAGGCUCCUAAUGUGUGCCCAGCACUGGCUGGCAGUGAGGUGGGGGCCAAGCCACGGUAGGACUUUGAUGGUCCUGGGUGAAUCAGAAGCUCAUGCUCUCCCUCUCUCUCCGGGCCCCCCAGCAGCUGUCACCCAGCCCAGGGUGCGGUGCCAGGCCUCUAGGUACCCGAUCGCAGUGGAUUGCUCCUGGACCCUGCCGCCCGCUCCAAACUCCUCCAGGCCCACGUCCUUCAUUGCCACAUACAGUGGUGAGCGGGGGCUACUCUUCAUUGUGGCUUGGCGUGGCAGCCCAUGGGGAGAGCUGGCCCUGCCUCCAGCAGACACCAGAGGCCACCAGCUGUAUCAUCCCUGACAUCCAGAUGUUCUCCAUGGUGCCCUAUGUGCUCAACAUCACAGCUGUCCACCCCCGGGGCGUCAGCAGCAGCUUCGUGCCGUUCGUCCCAGAGCACGUCAUCAAACCGGACCCUCCAGAAGGUGUGCGCCUGAGCCCCCUCCCUGGGCAGCGGCUCUGGGUGCAAUGGGAACCCCCCCGGUCCUGGCCCUUCCCAGAGAUCUUCUCACUCAAGUACCGGAUCCGCUACAAGCGCCACGGAGCUGCCCGCUUCCGCCAGCAGCACCACUCACAAUGGUCAAAAGGUGGAAAUAACACAAGUGCCCAUCGACGGAUGAUGGAUAAACACAACGCGGUCCCUCCACACACGGGAACAUCACUCAGCCAUGAAAAGGAGAGAAGCCCUGACACUCGCUACAACGUGGAUGGACCCUUGAGAACACGAUGCUCAGUGGGACCAAUUGAAGGCACAUCCUUCACCCUCAAGGCUGUGAGGCCCCAAGCCAAGUACUGCAUCCAGGUGGCUGCUCUGGACCUCACUGACUAUGGGGAAUCAAGCGCCUGGAGUCUCCCCGCCGUUGCCUCCGUGACCCUGGAUCCACAUGAGACCCUGUGAGGAGAGGACAGACCAGGACACACACACACAGUGAAUCCCCACUGCCACACACGGGGUCAGGGCUGGACCAGAGAAAGAGACAGGGCUGGGGGAGUCAGGGCAGGGGUGGUGGGUGUUCCACCUGGGAUGGAAUGAUGAAUCCAUUCAGUUCAGUUCAGUUUGGUUCACCUCAAAAGCUGCCCAGAUGUGAGCCCCAGUGUGGGUGGACACCAAUGGCACAUGGGUUUGGGAAGCUCUGAGGAGGGGAAAACACAGCCAGGCUCUGAAGGAUUUUCUCAAUCCAGGAGCUUCUCAGUACAUUUCACUCAGGUCUCAAUUCCAAGGUCACCUCCUCCAAGAAGCCUUCCCUGACCACCUCAUCUAGGGCAAGCAGAAUAAAGACCCCCCCCAAAGAUAUCCAUGUCCUAAUCCCCAGAACCUGUGAAUGUGAUACCUUACACAGCACAAGGGACUUUGCAGAUGUGAUUAAUUUAACAAUCUUGAGGAUCCUUAAAGAUUGAGGAUCUUUCAUUAAGUUAAUGAAAAUGGGGACUUCCCUGGUGGUGCAGUGGUUAAGACUCCAUGCUCCCAAUGCAGGGGGCCCAGGUUCGAUCCCCGGUCAGAGAACUAAAUCCCACAUGCCUGCUGCAACUAAGAGUUUGCAUGCCACAAGUAAGGAGCCAGCAAGCCACAACUAAGGAGCCCGCCUGCCACAACUAAGACCUGGUGCAACCAAAUAAAUAAAUAUGUUUUUUAAAGUUAAUGAAAAUGAAGUAGAGUUAUAUUGUAUUAUCCAGGUGGCCCCAAGGUAAUCACAAGUGACCUUAUAAAAGGGAAGCAGGAGGGUCAGAGGGAGACAGAGAAGGUGAUGUGACAGUGGUAGCAGAGGUCAGAGUGAUCCAGGACCGCGAGCCAUGGAACUCUGGCAGCCUCUAGAAGCUGGAAAAGACAAGGAAAUGGAUUCUCUCCUGAAGCCUCCUGAAGGAACCUGCCACCCAUUUUAGACUUCUGACCUCCCAAACUCUAAUA